Boleophthalmus pectinirostris (great blue-spotted mudskipper) is the source of this 3209-nucleotide messenger RNA. It is a transcript of the gene wdr74, whose product is annotated as WD repeat domain 74. The transcript has 5 exons. Gene Ontology annotation, biological process: ribosomal large subunit biogenesis. Bases 96 to 1346 code for a protein of 416 amino acids. Gene Ontology annotation, molecular function: protein binding. The record is from RefSeq and is a predicted model, not a curated record. Lineage: Eukaryota; Metazoa; Chordata; Actinopteri; Gobiiformes; Gobiidae. Gene Ontology annotation, cellular component: nucleolus; preribosome, large subunit precursor.
CGUUUCUCGUGUGUUCGGUGUUAUUUGGUUGUUUUCUCGGUGUGUUUGGUGUGUUUCGGUUGAUUUCUCGGUGUGUUUUGGUUGAUUUCUCGCAGAUGUCGGGGAUGGACGUGUGGCUCGGCGCGGAGACCGGGCUGCUCAAAGGCGUGAGCUUGAGCCGGAAACAGGCGGUGAACUUCGGCAGCUCGAGCCGCCUGAGCCGCGCGCAGGAGGUCCGCGCGCUGAGCUGGACCGGGCGCGGGGAGGCGGAGGUGCUCGUGGGCUCGGCGGACGGGCUCGUGCGCACGUUCAGCGCGGAGAAGGGCGCGUUCACGUCCUCGCGCCGCUGCGGGGAGCCGCACGAGGGCUGCUUCAGCGGGCUCCUCGCGCUCGGCCCCGCGCUGGCCACGUGCACGGAGAAGGGAACCGUGCGCGUGUGGAAGGAAGACUGUGACGAGCCCGUGACGGAGGUGCGCGCGGGGGAGCACGUGCACAGGAUGCGUCAGAGUCCCGUUGCUCCUCACAGAGUGGCCACCGGGGGGAAGGAGAACCCCCUGAAGAUCUGGGACCUGGAGAACCCGGACAAACCCGUGUUCAGCGCCAAAAACCUGCGCGACAACUGGCUGGACCUGAAGCAGCCCCACUGGGUCCGAGACAUGGCCUUCCUCCCCGGGACCGACAAAGUGGUCACCUGCACCGGCUACCACCAGGUUCACGUGUACGACCCCGGGUCUCCGCGGCGGCGUCCUGUUCUGGAGGCUGUGUUCGGGGAGGUUCCUCUGACGUCGUUGUCGGUGGCGGGGGACGGGCUGGCGGUGGCGGUGGCGAACACGCAGGGGCAGAUGGCGCUGCUGGACCUGAGGAAGGGGCUGGUGCGCGGCGUCCUGAAGGGGGCGACGGGGAGCGUGAGGGCGCUGCACUGUCACCAGACCCUGCCCCUCGUCGCCUCCUGCGGCCUCGACCGACACCUGAGAGUCCACAACCUGCACGACCGCAGCCUGCAGCACAAGGUUUACCUGAAGUCUCGUCUGAACUGCCUCCUGUUCUCCAGCAACGACCCGAACGCCGAACCCAAACCCGUCAAAGUGAAAGAGGAAGAGGAGGAGGAAGAGCAGGACGAGGUGUGGGACAAGAUGGAGAGCGUGCACGAGGACGGGGGCGUGCACGAGGACGAGGAGGACGAGGAGGAAGAGGAGAGCGCGCACGAGACUGAAACCGUACACGAGGAAAACAAGAGCACACACGAGGAAGAAGAAGAAGAGGAAGAGGAGGAGGAGGAGCCUGAGACAAAAGUAAAAACCAAAAGGAAAACCGACUCUAAAAAAGGUCAGAAAAAGACGAAGAAGCGUAAAAAGGAGCAGGACUGAGACACUUUUUAUAAACUCUGAGAAACAAAUGGGAAAAAAAAGACAUUUUGUGACUUUCAGCUCUGUCAGAAGUAUUAAAAAUCAGACCCUAAUCGAUACUUAAACUAGUAUCGCAAGUAUCGAUCCUAAAAAGUCCCACUGAACGUCUUUGGAACAAUCUGGAACUGUUUCAGAACAAGGAUAAACUCAUGGCAACAUACAAUUCUGUUAUUUUGUUUGGAAAAUUACAUUCUACAUGCAAAACUUCUGGUAUCGUAAUCAGUUUAGAGCAUUGACAGAACUGAGAUGAAGUUUGAAAUAUAAAUAUGAGAACAAUAAACAGAAGAAGUGGGAAGAGGAGGAGCUUUUUUACUCUGUUUUAUUGAAUGUUGGAAGUGGAUACAUACUUAGCCUGAUUCAUCGGCCGGUUUCACUUUGUGGAAACCGUGUGACCUCACAGUGUUAGAAUUCGUUCGCUCGACGGUAAGCAGGUACUGUUUUUAUUGAACCAAUCGCUGCUGUUUGGUCGUGACGUUUGUAAAGCUCCAAAUCCUGUAGGAAGAAGAACAACAACGUCUUUUCCCCGAGAUCAAAUUCACCAAACAUUCUCUUUGUUCUGGUUUUAAAUCCUCGAUCUCAGGAAUCAUUACCAACACACAAUGUCUGUCUCUUCUCUGAUUGGCUGGUGCCCGAACUCACACUUCCGGGUUCUUACAAAUCGUCUAGUGUUUUCUGAUUCCUGAUCUAGUCGCUGGAGAGAAAUGAAAUUGAGCAGAGGCACUAGGUGGCGCCAGACUGGCAAGAACGAUCUAUAAUUUUGGACCGAAAAUCGCGAUAUCAGACGACACGAUUUUGGGAGCAUCAAAGCUGCAGCGCUCCUAAAGCCCGAUUUAUGGAUUCGAAGUCUGUGCGCUAGGGAUGGGCAUGAUUAGUCGAUUAAUUAAUAAUUGAUCAUUAAUAAUUUCAUCGAUUCCGUUCAUUUUAAUCAACAAACUGAAUGUAUGUUUGUGUGUCGUGACCAAACAGGUGUGUACAUGUGUCUCUGCAUCAGAAGGAGCGAGACACAAACAGUGGGUCAGUCUGUAACGAACCGAAGCACAAAUGUGGAUUUAACCAGGAUUUGUAGAAGAAAUUCCACACUUUCCGUUGCGUUGGGACAAGUGUGAGUCCAUGUGCACAGUGGAUAAAGCAGCACAUAUGUUUCUGUGUCCAGUGGGAAAAAGUUUUUCCAGGUGAGAGUCGCUCAAUGUGGAUGACGAGGCCCCGCCCCCCUCCCCCCGUACGCUGUCCUGGUUUUGACAAACACAAAUCUGGUCACACUGACCUGUAUUCACCUGAGUCAUGUCUUUUAAUCCAACACAAGUUGAACCACAUCAGCGACACAAGAGCUGGAGUUUUAUCUUCACUUAGUUUAUGUAAAUUAGUGAUGUGGUUUUAAGUUUUGUUUCUGUGAGAUUUGAACAAAACUGAAUUAAACACAUUAUAAUGUCAAACAGCUGAUGUGGAUCUAGAGUCGUUAUGUUUAUAUGUCGUAAAGUUGAAUUUAUUGAUGCAGAUUAGUGCAGAUAGUAAUAAUAAUGAUGAUCAUUUUAAUAUAAAAAUGUUAAUAAUCGAUCGUUAAUUCUGAAAUCGUUAUUCUGAAAAUGUAAUCGAAGCCCAUCCCUCGUUGACAUGUUUUUCUCUCAGACGGAGACGGAGUUUUGGUUCAUUCUGGUAUUUUCGUGAUAAACGUCCUAAAGUUUCCUCUUUUUCAGUUGGAGACUCGUCUGUUCUGAAUCUGUCUGAUUUUUAUUAAACUCGAGCUUUUCCUUUGUGUCUCGACUCAGUUUCUUUUGUAAAAUAAUAUAAGAAGUCAAUAAAACGUUCAAAAACUGCAACAUUUUA